AUGGCACGCGCUGUGUGGACGAAGCUACUUUCAGAUGCCUCCAUCAAAAGGUCGUCGCAGACCUUGUCCGUUAUUGCCAACAAUGCAUAUAUAUACGGCGGGGAGCUACGGCCCCGAGAGCCGGUGGACUCAGCUGUGUACCGCGUACCCGUAGUUGGCGACGGGAUGUCUUCGAAUGCAAUAUCCGUGAUUGCCAGCACGUCCGUCACUCCUCAACCAAGAGUUGGGGCUGCAUCUACCGUAAUCGAUGGGAAGGUGUACAUGUUUUCAGGCCGUGGUGGGCUUGCCAUGGCUCCGAUAGAGGAAGCAGGUGCAUUCUGGGUUUUCGACCCCGUUAGUAGUGCCUGGAUCGAAGUCAAACCCGCAGACUCUCAGCUCCCUUACCCAGUUGGACGCAGCUAUCAUACUCUCACCAACGACGGCAAAGACACGAUUUUUCUGCACGCCGGGUGCCCUGAAAAAGGCCGACUGGGCGACCUAUGGGCGUUCAACAUUUUCACUCGCCAGUGGAGAGAAUUGUCCCCAGCUCCCCGACCAGAAAGAGGCGGUGCGUCCAUUGCAUACGCAAAGGGGAAGAUUUUCCGCAUGAACGGCUUCGACGGCCAAAAGGAACAAGGAGGGGCGUUGGACGUGUUCGACCUCGAGAGUAAUGAGUGGAGCACCAUUACCUACCAAGCAGAUGGAAUCACUGGGCCGAGUCCACGAAGCGUGAGCUGCCUCCUAUCGCUCAAGGUUUCUGACAAGCCCUGUCUAGUCACCAUGUUCGGCGAGCACGAUCCCAGUAGCCUGGGUCACCAGGGAGCCGGCAAAAUGCUUGCAGACGUAUGGCUCUUCGAUCUGGAGUCUCAGAAAUGGACGGAAAUCCAGGUGGAUGCCGAACACGCUCCUCCAGCGCGUGGAUGGUUCGAUGCGGACGUGAUCUCAGACAAUUUGCGUCCCAGUAUUGUUGUCCAUGGCGGACUUGCCGAGUCAAACGAACGCCUAGGCGAUAUAUGGCGGCUCGAUUUUUAA
This is a messenger RNA of Aspergillus pseudoviridinutans, 1011 nucleotides long. RefSeq lists its product as uncharacterized. NCBI's taxonomy places the organism in Eukaryota, Fungi, Ascomycota, Eurotiomycetes, Eurotiales, Aspergillaceae. The transcript is spliced from 2 exons. Gene Ontology annotation, molecular function: protein binding. Bases 1 to 1011 code for a protein of 336 amino acids. The record is from RefSeq and is a predicted model, not a curated record.